UUUUUUGGCAAGAUGGCGGCGCCCGGACGGGCUGCGACACUGCGGUGCUCUUGCUAAAGAUGGAACAUUUGGCGGAAAUGCCGGACAGUUCUGCAGACUUCAUGGCUGGCUCGCAUCGUGGUCACUCCGUGAUCACGUACGACCGCCAGACACUUCUGGAUAUGGACAUAUUGGGCCGUUUUGGACUGAUAGACGCGGGCGUGCUAAACAUGCUAACUAGCAUGGGGAUUCGUCGGCGGCUACGUCCAGCGGCCUGUGAAGCAGGGGAGUCUAGUAGCAGCGGGGGCCGUCUACGGAGCAGACGCCAGCGGUGUGAUCGGAAACGCGGAUGUCGAGCGGGGCUAAAAACAAAGCAGAAGGCUAAUCCCCACAGAACACCACUUUCCUCCAUCCCGAAGACGGAUUUAGAUGGAAAAUGCGAGACUACUGGUCUGGACAUCAGCGAGGAAGCUCUUCGGUGGAGCCCUGGGGUCAAGCAGCACUUUAAAGAGGAAGAGUUGGAGCCAGGGCCCCCCUGCAUUAAAGAAGAGGAGAAGCUAGAGCUGCCAAACAUUAAAGAGGAAGAGUCACAGCCACCCCACAUUAAGGAAGAAGAGGAGGAGCACAGCAUCGGUCAGCAGGACGCUGACGUCAGCAAGUUUCCAGGGAUUGUGAAGAGCGAAGAUGACGAAGAAGAAACUCGGUGGUCACAGCUUGAUCACAGCCCAAGUGAGGAGACGAGAGGAUCCCAAGCUGACAGCCUCUUAGUUCCGCUGUCAGAUAGCGACGACACAAGGUCGCAAUCACCAGACACUGAUGAUGAAGACUUUACAGCUGACAACAAACACUUUACAUCCUCGUACAAAGGAGAACAAAUAUUCAACUGCUCGUUUUGCACGAAAACGUUUCCCCAAAAGACACAUUUGAUGGCUCACACAAGAACGCACACUGGUGAGAAACCACUCUGCUGCCCGUUUUGCGACAAACGUUUCUCAGAAAAGGCCCAUUUGAUAACGCACACGAGAACACACACGGGGGAAAAGCCCUUCCGCUGCUCUUUCUGCGAUAAGAGAUUCUCCACGAAGGGCCAGCUGAUAUCGCACACAAGAACGCACACUGGAGAGAAACCGUUUUCCUGCUCGGUCUGCAGCACGGACUUCGGCGAUAGCUCGGCGUUGGCUCGGCACAUGAGAACGCACACGGACAUCGGCGAGGAAGAUCUUCCUCCGGAGCAGCAGGAUUGGAGCUCCAGGGUGGAGGAGGAGGAGCCACAGCCCCCCAACAUGAAAGAGGAAGAGGAGGAGCAAGCGCGGACUCAGGAGGAUGCUGACACCAGCAAGUUUCCCGGGACUUGUGUGACGGUGAAGCGUGAAGACGGUGGAGACUCUAAAGGUGAAAAGACGUGUCCUACUGACAACAAACACUUCAAAUGUCCUCAAUGUGACAAAAGGUUUGGUGACAAGCGGCACUUAAAAAGACACAUGAGGUGUCACACGGAGGAAAAACCCUUCGGUUGUUCUUUUUGCGGGAAAAGAUUCCCUCGAAAUGAACAUUUGAUGUCGCACACGAGAACGCACACCGGCGAGAAGCCGUUUUCGUGUUCGGUCUGCGCUCAAACCUUCUCUCACAAAUCAAAUUUGACGACUCACAUGCGGCGACACACGGGGGAAAAACCGUUUUCCUGCUCGCUUUGCGGCGAAAGAUUCUCUCGAAAAGUCAGCCUGGUGAUACACACCAAAACGCACACCGGGGAGAAGCCCUUCGGAUGCGCGUAUUGCGCUAAAAUGUUCUCCCUGAAGGAACAUUUGGUCACGCACACGCGAACGCACACGGGAGAAAAACCCUUUUCCUGCGUGGUUUGCGCGACGCGCUUCGGGGACCGCUCGGCGUUUACUCGACACACACGGACACACACGGGGGAGAAGCCCUUUUCCUGCUCGGUGUGCGGCAAAAAGUUCUCUGUGAAGGCUUACUUAAUGGAACACGCAGGCACACACACGGGAGAGAAACCGUUCUCAUGUUCAGUCUGCGGCGCAAGGUUUAGUUUCCGCUCAGCCCUGGUUCGACACGCCAGGACACACACCGGAAACAAAUCGGUCAGUUGUAAGGUCUGUGAUCAAAAAUUCUGUGACAGGAAGCGGCUGAGCAAACACGCGUGUGUUGAAUCGACUAGCUAGGACAGCGUUUUUCCCCACUAUAGCUGUCCUAUUCAUUCUUUGAACAUGACCUGAAGAAGCCUGCUUGAAAUGUCUUUCGUCCGAGUAGGCUUUGUGUGUCAUGGCCAAAGACUACAUAGGACAGUUCUAGUGCUCCCUCUAGACGAGAUAGGACAGCUAUAGUCCACUAGGACAGCUCAAGUGCCCACUAGCGCUGUCCUGUCUUGAGUAGCCUGCUUGAAAUGUACUUCAUGAAAACAGAGUAAAACAUUAGAUAAGACAACUGUACUGCUCACACCAGACUAGAUAGGACAGUGCUAGUGGUCACUCAACAGAUAGGACACCUCUACAUGCCACUAGCGCUGUCCUAUUGCAGUCUUUGGUAGCCUGUUUGAAACGUGUCUCAUCAGAGCAGACUCAAAAACUAAAUGCGACAGCUCUACUACUCACUCAAGACUAGAUAGGACAGCUCUAAUGCUCACUCUAAAGUAGGUAAGACAGCUCUAGUUGUCACUCUAGACUAGAUACGACCGCUCUAGUUCUCACACCAGAAUAGAUACGACAGCUCUAGCGCUCACUGUAGUGCUCACUCUAAACUUGAUUUGGUCGGCUGCUAUAGUGUUCACUCUAGACUAGAUAGGACAGCGCUAGUGCUCAUUCGAGACUAGAUAGGACACUGCUCUUAAUAGUCCCGUAGCUUGCUUGAAAUGUCACUCAUCAGAGCACAAUUAAGGACUAGAUAGUACAGCUACAGUGCUCACUCAAGACUAGAUGGGACAGCUCCAGUGCUCACACUAGACUACAUAGGACAGCUGCAGUGUUCAUUUUAGACCAAAUAGGACAAAUAUAGUGGCCAGGAGUGCUGUCCUAAGGUCGUUUUUGGUCGCCUGCUUGAAACGUCUCUCAUUAGAGAAGACUCAAAGACUAGAUACGACAGCUCUAGUUCUCAUUAUAGCCGAGAUAGGACAGCUCUAGUGCUUGCCCUAGACUGAAAAGGACAUUUCUAGUGUUCAUUUUAUACCAAAUAGGACACAUAUAGUGGCCACUAGCGCUGUCUUACUAUCGUCUUUGGUCGCCUGCUUGAAAUGUCUCUCAUCAGAGCCUAUUCGAAGACUAGAUAGGACAGCUGUAGUGUUCAUUUUAGACCAAAUAAGACACAUAUGGUGGCCACUAGCGUUCUCCUAUUGUCGUCUUUGGUGGCCUGCUUGAAACGUCUCUCAUUAGAGCAGACUCAAAGACAAGAUACGACAGCUCUAGUUCACACUCUAGACGAGAUGGGACAGCUCUAGUGUUCGCUCUAUACAUAGGACACCUCUAGUGGCCACUAGUGCUGUCCUAUCAUAGUCUUUGGUGGCCUGCUUGAAACGUCUCUCAUUAGAGCAGACUCAAAGACUAAAUACGACAGCUCUAGUUCUCACUCAAGGCGAGAUGGGAUAGCUCUAGUGCUCGCUCUAUAGAUAGGACACCUCUAGCGGCCAUUAGUGCUGUCCUAUCAUAGUCUUUGGUGGCCUGCUUUAAACGUCUCUCAUUGGAGCAAAUUCAAAGAGAAGAUACGACAGCUCUAGUUCUCACUCGAGACGAGAUGGGACAGCUCGAGUGCUCACUCUAGACUAAAUAGGACAGCUUUAGUGCUCACUCUAUAGAUAGGACACCUCUAGUGGCCACUAGUGCUGUCCUAUCAUAGUUUUUGGUGGCCUGCUUGAAACGUCUCUCAUUAGAGCAGACUCAAAGACUAGAUACGACAGCUCUAGUUCUCACUCUAGACGAGAUGGGACAGCUCUAGUGCUCGCUCUAUAGAUAGGACACCUCUAGCGGCCACUAGUGCUGUCCUAUCAUAGUCUUUGGUGGCCUGCUUGAAACGUCUCUCAUUAGAGCAGACUCAAAGACUAGAUACGACAGCUCUAGUUCUCAAUCUAGACGAGAUAGGACAGCUCUAGUGCUCACUCUAUAGUUAGACAAAUCUAGCGCCCACUCGUGCUGUCCUAUCAUAGUCUUUGGUAGCCUGCUUUAAACGUCUCUCAUUGGAGCAGAUUCAAAGACAAGAUACGACACCUCUAGUUCUCGCUCGAGACGAGAUGGGACAGCUCGAGUGCUCACACUAGGCAAAAUAGGACAGCUUUAGUGCUCACUCUAUAGAUAGGACACCUCUUGCGGCCACUAGUGCUGUCCUAUCAUAGUCUUUGGUGGCCUGCUUGAAACGUCUCUCAUUAGAGCAGACUCAAAGACUAGAUACGACAGCUCUAGUUCUCACUCUAGACGAGAUGGGACAGCUCUAGUGUUCGCUCUAUAGAUAGGACACCUCUAGCGGCCAUUAGUGCUGUCCUAUCAUAGUCUUUGGUGGCCUGCUUUAAACGUCUCUCAUUGGAGCAAAUUCAAAGACAAGAUACGACAGCUCUAGUUCUCACUCGAGACGAGAUGGGACAGCUCGAGUGCUCACUCUAGACUAAAUAGGACAGCUUUAGUGCUCACUCUAUAGAUAGGACACCUCUAGUGGCCACUAGUGCUGUCCUAUCAUAGUUUUUGGUGGCCUGCUUGAAACGUCUCUCAUUAGAGCAGACUCAAAGACAAGAUACGACAGCUCUAGUUCUCACUCUAGACGAGAUGGGACAGCUCUAGUGCUCGCUCUAUAGAUAGGACACCUCUAGCGGCCACUAGUGCUGUCCUAUCAUAGUCUUUGGUGGCCUGCUUGAAACGUCUCUCAUUAGAGCAGACUCAAAGACUAGAUACGACAGCUCUAGUUCUCAAUCUAGACGAGAUAGGACAGCUCUAGUGCUCACUCUAUAGUUAGACAAAUCUAGCGCCCACUCGUGCUGUCCUAUCAUAGUCUUUGGUAGCCUGCUUUAAACGUCUCUCAUUGGAGCAGAUUCAAAGACAAGAUACGACAGCUCUAGUUCUCGCUCGAGACGAGAUGGGACAGCUCGAGUGCUCACACUAGGCAAAAUAGGACAGCUUUAGUGCUCACUCUAUAGAUAGGACACCUCUUGCGGCCACUAGUGCUGUCCUAUCAUAGUCUUUGGUGGCCUGCUUGAAACGUCUCUAAUUAGAGCAGACUCAAAGACUAUGACACAACAGCUCUAGUUCUCACUCCAUACUAGAUGGGACAGCUCUAGUGCUCGCUCUAUAGAUAGGACACCUCUAGUGGCCACUAGUGCUGUCCUAUCAUAGUUUUUGGUGGCCUGCUUGAAACGUCUCUCAUUAGAGCAGACUCAAAGACUAGAUACGACAGCUCUAGUUCUCAAUCCAGACGAGAUGGGACAGCUCUAGUGCUCACUCUAUAGAUAGGACACCUCUAGCGGCCACUACUGCUGUCCUAUCAUAGUCUUUGGUGCCCUGCUUGAAACGUCUCUCAUUAGAGCAGACUCAAAGACUAGAUACGACAGCUCUAGUUCUCAUUAUAGACGAGAUAGGACAGCUUUAGUGCUUACUCUAAACUGGAUAGGACAUUUCUAGUGUUCAUUUUAGACCAAAUAGGACACAUAUAGUGGCCACUAGGGCUGUCUUACUCUCGUCUUUGGUCGCCUACUUGAAAUGUCUCUUAUCAGAGCCUACUUGAAGACUAGAUAGGACAGCUGUAGUGUUCAUUUUAGACCACAUCAGACACAUAUGGUGGCCACUAGCGUUCUCCUAUUGUCGUCUUUGGUGGCCUGCUUGAAACAUCUUUCAUUAGAGCAGACUCAAAAACUAUAUACGACAGCUCUAGUUCUCACUCUAGACGAGAUGGGACAGCUCUAGUGUUCGCUCUAUAGAUAGGACACCUCUAGCGGCCACUAGUGCUGUCCUAUCAUAGUCUUUGGUGGCCUGCUUGAAACGUCUCUCAUUGGAACAGACUCAAAGACAAGAUACGACACCUCUGGUUCUCGCUCGAGACGAGAUGGGACAGCUCGAGUGCUCACCUUAGACUAAAUAGGACAGCUUUAGUGCGCACUCUAUAGAUAGGACACCUCUAGUGGCCACUAGUACUGUCCUAUCAUAGUCUUUGGUGGCCUGCUUGAAACGUCUCUCAUUAGAGCAGACUCAAAGACUAAAUACGACAGCUCUAGUUCUCACUCAAGGCGAGAUGGGAUAGCUCUAGUGCUCGCUCUAUAGAUAGGACACCUCUAGCGGCCAUUAGUGCUGUCCUAUCAUAGUCUUUGGUGGCCUGCUUGAAACGUCUCUCAUUAGAGCAGACUCAAAGACAAGAUACGACAGCUCUAGUUCUCACUCUAGACGAGAUGGGACAGCUCUAGUGUUCGCUCUAUACAUAGGACACCUCUAGCGGCCACUAGUGCUGUCCUAUCAUAGUCUUUGGUGGCCUGCUUGAAACGUCUCUCAUUAGAGCAGACUCAAAGACUAGAUACGACAGCUCUAGUUCUCACUCUAGACGAGAUGGGACAGCUCUAGUGUUCGCUCUAUAGAUAGGACACCUCUAGCGGCCAUUAGUGCUGUCCUAUCAUAGUCUUUGGUGGCCUGCUUUAAACGUCUCUCAUUGGAGCAAAUUCAAAGACAAGAUACGACAGCUCUAGUUCUCACUCGAGACGAGAUGGGACAGCUCGAGUGCUCACUCUAGACUAAAUAGGACAGCUUUAGUGCUCACUCUAUAGAUAGGACACCUCUAGCGGCCACUAGUGCUGUCCUAUCAUAGUCUUUGGUGGCCUGCUUGAAACGUCUCUCAUUAGAGCAGACUCAAAGACUAGAUACGACAGCUCUAGUUCUCAAUCUAGACGAGAUAGGACAGCUCUAGUGCUCACUCUAUAGUUAGACAAAUCUAGCGCCCACUCGUGCUGUCCUAUCAUAGUCUUUGGUAGCCUGCUUUAAACGUCUCUCAUUGGAGCAGAUUCAAAGACAAGAUACGACACCUCUAGUUCUCGCUCGAGACGAGAUGGGACAGCUCGAGUGCUCACACUAGGCAAAAUAGGACAGCUUUAGUGCUCACUCUAUAGAUAGGACACCUCUUGCGGCCACUAGUGCUGUCCUAUCAUAGUCUUUGGUGGCCUGCUUGAAACGUCUCUAAUUAGAGCAGACUCAAAGACUAUGACACAACAGCUCUAGUUCUCACUCCAUACUAGAUGGAACAGCUCUAGUGCUCGCUCUAUAGAUAGGACACCUCUAGCGGCCACUAGUGCUGUCCUAUCAUAGUCUUUGGUGGCCUGCUUGAAACGUCUCUCAUUAGAGCAGACUCAAAGACAAGAUACGACAGCUCUAGUUCUCACUCUAGACGAGAUGGGACAGCUCUAGUGUUCGCUCUAUAGAUAGGACACCUCUAGCGGCCAUUAGUGCUGUCCUAUCAUAGUCUUUGGUGGCCUGCUUGAAACGUCUCUCAUUAGAGCAGACUCAAAGACUAGAUACGACAGCUCUAGUUCUCACUCUAGACGAGAUGGGACAGCUCUAGUGUUCGCUCUAUAGAUAGGACACCUCUAGCGGCCAUUCGUGCUGUCCUAUCAUAGUCUUUGGUGGCCUGCUUUAAACGUCUCUCAUUGGAGCAGAUUCAAAGACAAGAUACGACAGCUCUAGUUCUCACUCGAGACGAGAUGGGACAGCUCGAGUGCUCACUCUAGACUAAAUAGGACAGCUUUAGUGCUCACUCUAUAGAUAGGACACCUCUAGCGGCCACUAGUGCUGUCCUAUCAUGGUCUAUGGUGGCCUGCUUGAAACGUCUCUCAUUGGAACAGACUCAAAGACUACAUACGACAGCUCUAGUUCUCAAUCUAGACGAGAUGGGACAGCUCUAGUGCUCACUCUAUAGAUAGGACACCUCUAGCGGCCACUAGUGCUGUCCUAUCAUAGUCUUUGGUCGCCUGCUUGAAACGUCUCUCAUUGGAGCAGACUCAAAGACAAGAUACGACACCUCUAGUUCUCGCUCGAGACGAGAUGGGACAGCUCGAGUGCUCACACUAGGCAAAAUAGGACAGCUUUAGUGCUCACUCUAUAGAUAGGACACCUCUUGCGGCCACUAGUGCUGUCCUAUCAUAGUCUUUGGUGGCCUGCUUGAAACGUCUCUAAUUAGAGCAGACUCAAAGACUAUGACACAACAGCUCUAGUUCUCACUCUAUACUAGAUGGGACAGCUCUAGUGCUCGCUCUAUAGAUAGGACACCUCUAGCGGCCACUAGUGCUGUCCUAUCAUAGUCUUUGGUGGCCUGCUUGAAACGUCUCUCAUUAGAGCAGACUCAAAGACUAGAUACGAAAGCUGUAGUUCUCAAUCUAGACGAGAUAGGACAGCUCUAGUGCUCACUCUAUAGAUAAGACACAUCUAGCGGCCACUCGUGCUGUCCUAUCAUAGUCUUUGGUCGCCUGCUUGAAACGUCUCUCAUUAGAGCAGACUCAAAGACUAGAUACGACAGCUCUAGUUCUCAAUCUAGGCGAGAUAGGACAGCUCUAGUGCUCACUCUAUAGAUAAGACACAUCUAGCGCCCACUCGUGCUGUCCUAUCAUAGUCUUUGGUGCCCUGCUUGAAACGUCUCUCAUUGGAGCAGACUCAAAGACAAGAUACGACAGCUCUAGUUCUCAAUCCAGACGAGAUGGGACAUCUCUAGUGCUCACUCUAUAGAUAGGACACAUCUAGCGGCCACUCGUGCUGUCCUAUCAUAGUCUUUGGUCGCCUGCUUGAAACGUCUCUCAUUAGAGCAGACUCAAAGACUAGAUACGACAGCUCUAGUUCUCAAUCUAGACGAGAUAGGACAGCUCUAGUGCUCACUCUAUAGAUAGGACACAUCUAGCGGCCAUUAGUGCUGUCCUAUCAUAGUCUUUGGUGGCCUGCUUGAAACGUCUCUCAUUGGAGCAGACUCAAAGACAAGAUACGACACCUCUAGUUCUCGCUCGAGACGAGAUGGGACAGCUCGAGUGCUCACUCUAGACUAAAUAGGACAGCUCUAGUGUUCGCUCUAUAGAUAGGACACCUCUAGCGGCCAUUAGUGCUGUCCUAUCAUAGUCUUUGGUCGCCUGCUUGAAACGUCUCCCAUUGGAGCAGAUUCAAAGACAUGAUACCACAGCUCUAGUUCUCACCCUAGACGAGAUGGGACAGUUCUAGUAUUUCCCCUAUAAAUAGGACACAUCUAGUGGCCACUCCUGCUGUCCUAUCAUAGUCUUUGGUGGCCUACUAAAACGUCUCUCCUCAGAGCAGACUCACAGACUUGGUUCCUGUCCCAAUGUUCUCCCUCAACCACGACCACUACACCUUCCAAAUGAAGCAACAAGGGUGGUAGAGCUUUGUAAUCUCCCCUCUGAAUUCGGACACCAUUUUCUACAUCCCUGCACCUAAGCGGUAGUCACAUUUGCACAUACCGUAUUUCCUUGAAUUGCCGCCGGGCAUAUAGUAUGCGCCUGCCUUGAAUUACUGCCGGGUCAAACUCGCCUCGCAAAAUAAUUAGCGCAUGCUUAGUAUUACCGCCUUGUCAAACUUGAGACGUCACGAGUGACACUUCACCUGUCAUCAUUUUCAAAAUGGAGGAGGCUGAUUUCAAUAAUUCGAAAUCGCAUAAAGGGAAGAAGAUUAAGAGCUAUUCCGUAGGAUUUAAGGUCCAAGCUAUCGGAUAUGCUAAAAAGAACCGCUAUGUUUUAUUAAUAUACCGUAGCUGCGUGUGUCAAAUAUGAGUCAUUAAAUGACUCCCGCCUCCUGGUGGUAGAGGGCGCUAGUGAUCCUUCUUGCGACAACUCGGCCGCAGAAGAAGUGACAACAAGCAGCAAGAGUGAGCAGCGAUCGUUGAUUUUUUCCUCUCGCUUGCACUUUUAACACGGGGGAUUACAUAUCUAAAAUAAAACCGUUUUCUAAACUGGACUUUCAAUCGAAGCAGGAGGUAAUAAAAGAAGAUCUCCAUCAAGACCGAGAGACUUUUAAAACUGAAGAAAGAUAAGGAAGACUUCUAUAAACAAGUUAUCGAUGCUUUUGAUCAGAAGGAGCUGCGCAUGGACUUCAUUUAUAAGUAAAGUUAACACCAUGAUAAUGUUUUUUUUUUAUUAAAUGUGCUUUUCAUGAUGGUAUCCUUACAUCACACUCAAAUUUAUAAGCGCAGGCCUAAAUUUACCGCAUGCCUUUGGUAAGCGCCGGAGUGAAAAGAGGUUUUAAAAUAAUUAGCGCAUGCUUGCCUUUACCGCAUGCCUUUGGUAAACGCCGGAGUGAAAAGAGGUUUUAAAAUAAUUAGCGCAUGCUUGCCUUUACCGCAUGCCUUUGGUAAACGCCGGAGUGAGAAGAGCUUUUAAAUUAAUUAGCGCCCCGGCGGCAAUUCAAGGAAAUACGGUAGUGAGAAUUUGUUACGAAAUUCAAUCAAUUCCUUUGCAUUAGUUUACACUACGCGGGCGGUCUACAUGUGCUUUGUGGACUUGGAGAAGGCAUUCGACCGUGUCCCUCGGGAAGUCCUGUGGGGAGUGCUCAGAGAGUAUGGGGUACCGGACUGUCUUAUUGUGGCGGUCCGCUCCCUGUACGAUCAGUGCCAGAGCUUGGUCCGCAUUGCCGGCAGUAAGUGGAACACAUUUCCAGUGAGGGUUGGACUCCGCCAAGGCUGUCCUUUGGCACCGAUUCUGUUCAUAACUUUUAUGGACAGAAUUUCUAGGCGCAGCCAAGGCGUUGAGGGGAUCCGGUUUGGUGACCGCAGGAUUAGGUCUCUGCUUUUUGCAGAUGAUGUGGUCCUGAUGGCUUCAUCUGACCGGGAUCUUCAGCUCUCACUGGAUCGGUUCGCAGCCGAGUGUGAAGCGACCGGAAUGAGAAUCAGCACCUCCAAGUCUGAGUCCAUGGUUCUCGCCCGGAAAAGGGUGGAGUGCCAUCUCCGGGUUGGGGAGGAGACCCUGCCCCAAGUGGAGGAGUUCAAAUACCUAGGAGUCUUGUUCACAAGUGGGGGAAGAGUGGAUCGUGAGAUCGACAGGCGGAUCGGUGCGGCGUCUUCAGUAAUGCGGACGUUGUACCGAUCCGUUGUGGUGAAGAGGGAGCUGAGCCGGAAGGCAAAGCUCUCAAUUUACCGGUCGAUCUACGUUCCCAUCCUCACCUAUGGUCAUGAGCUUUGGGUCAUGACCGAAAGGAUAAGAUCACGGGUACAAGCGGCCCAAAUGAGUUUCCUGCUCUCCCUUAGAGAUAGGGUGAGAAGCUCUGCCAUCCGGGAGGAACUCAGAGUAAAGCCGCUGCUCCUCCACAUGGAGAGGAGCCAGAUGAGGUGGUUCGGGCAUCUGGUCAGGAUGCCACCCGAACGCCUCCCUAGGGAGGUGUUUAGGGCACGUCCAACCGGUAGGAGGCCACGGGGAAGACCCAGGACACGUUGGGAAGACUAUGUCUCCCGGCUGGCCUGGGAACGCCUCAGGAUCCCCCGGGAAGAGCUAGACGAAGUGGCUGGGGAGAGGAAAGUCUGGGUUUCCCUGCUUAGGCUGUUGCCCCCGCGACCCGACCUCGGAUAAGCGGAAGAUGAUGAUGGAUGGGCGGUUUGGACUGCUCUAAUAAUUGGCAACAAGCCAACCAGCUGUUUGAACAUCUCAAUCAAUCAAUCAAUCAAUGUUUAUUUAUAUAGCCCCAAAUCACAAAUGUCUCAAAGGACUGCACAAAUCAUUACGACUACAACAUCCUCGGAAGAACCCACAAAAGGGCAAGGAAAACUCACACCCAGUGGGCAGGGAGAAUUCACAUUCAGUGGGACGCCAGUGACAAUGCUGACUAUGAGAAACCUUGGAGAGGACCUCAGAUGUGGGCAACCCCCCCCCUCUAGGGGACCGAAAGCAAUGGAUGUCGAGCGGGUCUAACAUGAUACUGUGAAAGUUCAAUCCAUAGUGGCUCCAAGACAGCAGUGAGAGUCCCGUCCACAGGAAACCAUCUCAAGCGGAUCAGCAGCGUAGAGAUGUCCCCAACCGAUACAGGCGAGCGGUCCAUCCUGGGUCCCGACGAGCGGUCCAUCCUGGGUCUCGACUCUAUGUUAACUACAUUAAAUGUCACUCUUUAAACUCAUUGGGCCGAUCUGAAUGUUUGUCAUGUUUUUCUAAGUUUGAAGCAAAGGUGGUAAAACCGUAUCGACACAUUUGGCGAGGCAUGUUUUAAAGCAGAGCGUGCAACGCGGCGCCUCCGUGUUUAAAGCGUCACUUUUAUCAAUAGUUUCGAAGCCCAAAUACUUCAGUGCACCCUUUUUAAUAACCAGUAUAAUUGCAGUUUUAAGUCAUUAUUCCUUUCAACACUUUUUCUGCUCGGAUGCGCUCAGUGUGCACGUUUUAACACAAUCAUGCACCGCGGCAGCAUGAGUGGAUUUAAAAAUAAAAAGUACCGGUAUUAUUCCAAAACUUUCGUACCUUUUAAUUCAUUAAUACCGCGGUACUUUUUUGGUACAGCAAUGGAGUUAACGGUUGAAAUGGUCUUUUUUUCCAUUCAUGAAAAAACGAAUAAACGAAAAACUACACGAGAAACAA
Messenger RNA from Nerophis ophidion (straightnose pipefish), 12484 nucleotides. Its product is annotated as zinc finger protein ZFP2-like. The transcript has 3 exons. NCBI's taxonomy places the organism in Eukaryota, Metazoa, Chordata, Actinopteri, Syngnathiformes, Syngnathidae. The coding region runs from base 60 to 2156 and encodes 698 amino acids. The record is from RefSeq and is a predicted model, not a curated record.